Messenger RNA from Chroicocephalus ridibundus (black-headed gull), 1694 nucleotides. It is a transcript of the gene MED22, whose product is annotated as mediator complex subunit 22. Gene Ontology annotation, biological process: regulation of transcription by RNA polymerase II. Lineage: Eukaryota; Metazoa; Chordata; Aves; Charadriiformes; Laridae. Gene Ontology annotation, cellular component: mediator complex. Gene Ontology annotation, molecular function: transcription coregulator activity. Bases 30 to 719 code for a protein of 229 amino acids. The record is from RefSeq and is a predicted model, not a curated record. The transcript is spliced from 4 exons.
CGAGAGGGGCGGGAGGGCGACGGGGCGCCAUGGCGCAGCAGCGGGUGCUGCCGCAGAGCAAGGAGACCCUGCUGCAGUCCUACAACAAGCGCCUCAAGGAUGACAUCAAGUCCAUCAUGGACAACUUCACCGAAAUCAUCAAGACGGCCAAGAUUGAGGAUGAAACCCAAGUCUCUCGAGCAACCCAGGGUGAACAAGAUAACUAUGAGAUGCAUGUCAGAGCUGCAAACAUUGUCCGAGCUGGUGAGUCCCUGAUGAAACUUGUGUCUGACCUGAAGCAGUUCUUGAUCCUCAAUGAUUUCCCCUCUGUGAAUGAAGCUAUCAACCAGCGCAACCAGCAGCUGAGAAGCUUGCAGGAGGAAUGUGACAAGAAGUUGAUUGCGCUACGGGAUGAGAUCUCCAUUGACCUGUACGAGCUAGAAGAAGAAUAUUACUCUUCCAGCUGCCACAGCAGAGCAGAGCGUUGCUACCUCCCAGAGCUCGACACCAUCGCACCCUCACGUGAACGGGCACGGGGCAGGCCCCACGGAGCACUCCUGAAGAGGAUCCUCUCCUGCCGAACCUCUUUCUCCCAGCGGCACUGCGCUGCUGGAAGUCUUCCACCUGCUGUACUGAGCAAGCGUCUCCCACUGUCAGGAGAAAGCACUGGAGCUGUAUUUGUAGGUUUCUGCUCACUGGAUGGCCACAGUGCUUUCUCCACCCCCGGGACGUUGCCAUGAGUGUUACUCUCCCUUAAGAGAACGUGAUAAGUAAAUACAAAGUUGAUCUAACAAGUUAGAGUUAGGUUUGCUUUUACAUGAUUGUUACAUGUAGAGUUCAUUAGAAAUCCAGUUUGUUUCCAUGUGUAUCUCAGUAAGUACACGCUGGAGCGUUGGGAGUUGAAUUCCUUUGGGAUAAACUUGAGCCAAAUGUGGGGGCAGUGAGGGUGUUGGGGUUUUUACCCUGCUUCCCAAGGUUAUUGACAUUCUGGCUGCUUUGAAGCUCUCUCAGGAUGGCAUCUGACAACCUCCGUUCUACUUAAUUAGAGUAAGAAUCUUGUAGUAUUUGUUACACAGCAGUCUUCACUGUCAGAGUGCUUCACAAACUUGAACUUUUACUCGCAGUCGUUUGGGAGGAGGCUCUUAGGAGACCCUUAUGGAUGAGUGGUAUUUUCCUGUUUGAGGAGAAAAGGGCAAACUGAGGAAUCGGACUGAGGUAUUGGUGCCGCUUGCCGAAGGCUGCAGAGAGAAGCAGCGACACCUUUUAGUCUGGUUCCCUUUCCAGUGUUAACACAGCCUGUGCUAACGUGAAGCCAGCAUUGACGUUGGCUAAUAGUUUUGUCUAACAAUCUCGAGGUGACUGGGGUGUACGGAGCAGUGAGGGACACUCAGUUACUCUCAGUUCCCUUCCCGAGAAAUGUAUUUGGUGCUUUGUCUGCAGCUGGUGGCAGCUUGGUGCGGCUCCGGCCCUUCUCCUGCGCGGUGGGUCUGUGUGGCGGCUCCAGGGGUUCUGCCUCGCCCCAACCCGAGCAGGGAACAGGGUCCGGGCAGCUUGCUGUCGGCAUCGCGGGCAAGCCGAGCUCCCCCAGCCUCCUGCUGUAACGUCUCGCUUCUUCAGAUGUGAAUUUCGGUGUAAUUUUUUGUUUUAUUUUUCUUCCAUUCCAUUUAUUUUUUUGUAAUUAGGUGGUUUAAUAAAACUAACUCGUUUGUAUAAUU